ACCUGUAGACAGUUUAGCCAGGUGAGCGGUGCUGGUAACGUCAUCUAUACACUCACGUCAGAUGAAACUACGCAAAACAUACGAUUCAGAGAAUCCGCAAGUUUAGUUACCACACACUUUUCCCACGCUCUUUCAAUCAGUCUAGUUUUACAGCUGAUGAGACCCUAGUUAGUGAUAAAUCUUAAUUUAACCGAAGAACUGGACCGUUGAGAAGUUAGGAAUGAUGUAGCUCGUAGAGAAGUGUAACAUCAUACUUUGUAAUGAUAAUUACAGAGCGGUAGCACUCAGUGCUUUUAAUAUAAAAUAUCUCAAGUUAAAAGUGUAAAAUACAAGAGAUGCAACAACAUGUUUUUCCAAAACAGUCUUGAUAACAACUUUUACAGUACAGUUAGCUGUUAAUCAGCUGUUAAUCACAACACUGUACACAGCUGUUGAAAGAUGAGACGGGUUACGAUUUUUCUCAUCCUUCUCUCUGUAAGAGGAUUCUGCUUUCAGAGAACAAGAGAAAAAGAGCAUCAAAGACAUGGAAAAAUUUGUAUCGGUACUAACGGACGAAUGUCAGUUCCUUCAAAUAGAGAUCAUCAUUAUAGAAACCUUAGAGAUAGGUACACGAACUGUACGUAUGUUGAUGGUAACCUGGAGCUAACCUGGCUCCAGGAUGAGAACCUAGAUCUAUCCUUCCUUCAACAUAUCCGUGAGGUCACAGGAUAUGUCCUCAUAUCACACGUUGACGUUAGACGAAUCGUCCUGCCCAGCUUGCAAAUCGUCCGGGGACGAGAUCUGUUCAAGCUAAACGUCCAAAAUGACGAGUUUGCGCUGAUCGUCACCCUGUCUAAGAUGAACAACCUGGAGAUGCCUGCUUUAAGAGAUAUUCUACAUGGAUCUGUUGGUAUCUUGAACAAUUACAACUUGUGUCAUAUCAAGACGAUCCAGUGGAACGAGAUCAUCACCGGACCCUACUCCAAGUAUGUUUACGUCUACAACUUCACGGAGCCGGAGAGAGAUUGUACUCCUUGUCAUGAAUCCUGCGAGAACGGAUGCUGGGGUGAGGGUGCCAGCAACUGCCAGAAGUUCUCUAAGAUCAAUUGUGCUGCCCAAUGUCACAGUGGACGUUGCUUUGGUCCUAAACCUCGAGAAUGUUGUCAUCUAUUCUGUGCCGGAGGAUGUACUGGUCCUAAACAAUCUGAUUGUCUGGCCUGUAAGAAUUUUUACGACGACGGAGUGUGUAAGCAAGAGUGUCCACCCAUGCAGAUCUACAAUCCGACAAAGUAUCGAUGGGAGAGAAAUCCGGAUGGAAAAUAUGCGUACGGAGCAACUUGCGUCAAGGACUGUCCAGAGCAUUUGUUGAAGGAUAACGGAGCAUGCGUCAGAGGAUGUCCUCCAAAGAAAAAGGCUGUAGAUGGAGAAUGUGUACCCUGUGAUGGACCUUGUCCUAAAACCUGCACCUUCAGUGAUAUCAUCCAUCAGGGGAACAUUAUUCAUGCUGGGAAUAUAAACAGUUUUAUCAACUGUACUGUUGUUGAGGGUAGCCUCACUAUCCUCGACUCAACCUUCAACGGGUUCCAGCAGAUCUACUCAAACUUCACCUUCGGUCCCAGGCACCCCGCCAUGGACCCCUCCAAGCUCGAGGUGUUCAGCACACUCAGGGAGGUCACUGGGUUCAUUAACAUACAGGCGCAUCAUCCCAGGUUUACUAAUCUCAGUGCCUUUAGAAACCUAGAGAUUGUCGGCGGACGACAUUUGACAGAAUAUUUCUCCUCGCUGUAUAUCGUGAAAACCUCGUUGGAAUCUCUGGACCUGAGAUCCCUCAGAAAAAUUCGUUCCGGCGGGGUUUCUAUUCUCGAGAAUAAUGAUCUCUGUUACGCUGAAAACAUAAAUUGGCAAAGAAUUAUGAAAUCUCCUCAGCACAACACUCUACUACAGAACAACAAGGCCCCGGAGCAGUGUAUCAUUGAAAAGAAACAAUGCGACGAUCAGUGUACAGAGGACGGAUGUUGGGGCCCAGGAAACAAACUCUGCCUCUCUUGUAAAACCUUCCAGGUUGGAGAGGAGUGUGUCGGAUCAUGUGAUGCCAACCAAGGACUCUUUCAGUCCCCCGGGGACCGUCAAUGCAUGAAAUGUGACCAGGAGUGUGACCUGACAUGUACAGGAGCAGGACCGGGCAACUGUCACAAGUGUAAACAUGUCAAGGACGGUCCGUUCUGUGUUGAGAAGUGUCCCUUGAGUAAGUACAACAACUCCUACGGAGAGUGUCAGGACUGUCACAGGAACUGUGUGGGAGGAUGUAAAGGUCCCGCCAACAACAUCGGUGCUCUGGGUUGUAACAGUUGUGACAAGGCAAUCAUUAAUCCUGAACUAGAAGUUAUACAAUGUUUACAUGAGAGUGAGGUAUGUCCUGAAGGAUAUUUCUACGAAUGGCUUGGUCCUGAAGGCCAAGGAAAGCUCAAGGCUCUGUCUGGAAAAGCUCUGUGUCGUCCCUGCCAUCCCCUGUGUAAACGGUGUAACGGAUAUGGAUUCCAUGAGGAUGUGUGUCAGGAGUGCAAGGGGUUUAGUCAGGAUCAACAAUGUGUUCAAGAGUGUAGCAGUGACUACUUUGCUGAUCAGGAACGGAAGAAAUGUGUUCCAUGUGCCCGAGAAUGCCGAGGUUGUAUUGGACCCAGCUCUGCUCAAUGCAAGGCCUGUAAGAACUACAAGGUUUACCUCAAUGGUGGAUACGCCCCAGAUUCAGAAACCACGCCUUUCAACUGUACAGAAUCGUGUACUGGCGCCCAUCCGUACAAGAACUUCCCAGAGAACUCAGCGGGUGUACCCGGAGAUCCGUUUUGUUCUGUUGAACCAUCCCUGAGCGGUGGAGUACCUCUAUCUGCUGAGAACUCUAUACCUGCUAUUAUAGGUGGGAUAAUUGGAUGCAUUGUUCUCCUAGGCAUCUUUCUUUCCGUCUUUGGAUAUCAGUGGAGACAGCGGGCUCGGGCUAAAGAAAAUACUGCUAAAAUGACGAUGGUUAUGACAGGUUACGAGGAUAAUGAGCCCCUGCGACCCACUAACAUUAAGCCUAAUCUUGCCAAGCUCAGAAUCGUGAAGGAAGCAGAGUUGAGAAAAGGAGGAAUUCUGGGAUACGGAGCUUUUGGAACAGUGUAUAAGGGGGUUUGGGUCCCUGAAGGAGAGAAUGUUAAGAUACCAGUUGCUAUCAAGGUUCUGAGAGAGGGGACUGGAAAUAAUGCAAGCAAAGAAAUUCUUGAAGAAGCUUACAUAAUGGCGAGUGUGGAACAUCAAAACCUUCUCCAACUAUUGGCAGUUUGUAUGACAAGCCAAAUGAUGCUUGUCACUCAAUUGAUGCCUCUUGGAUGCCUACUUGACUAUGUGAGGAAUAACAAAGAUAAGAUUGGUUCUAAGCCUCUUCUAAACUGGUGCACCCAGAUAGCACGUGGUAUGGCAUAUCUUGAGGAGAGACGACUAGUUCACCGAGAUCUAGCUGCUAGAAAUGUUUUGGUUCAAACCCCGUCCUGCGUUAAAAUCACCGACUUUGGUCUGGCAAAACUGCUGGAUAUAAAUGAGGAUGAAUAUAAAGCUACAGGUGGUAAGAUGCCGAUUAAAUGGUUGGCACUGGAAUGCAUCCAACAGAGGGUUUUCACUCAUAAAAGUGAUGUAUGGGCGUUCGGAGUCACGGUCUGGGAAUUACUGACAUAUGGAGGUCGUCCUUACGAGAACGUUCCUGCCAGGGAUGUCCCCGACCUCCUGGACAAAGGAGAGAGAUUGCCCCAGCCUCCUAUUUGUACAAUUGACGUGUAUAUGAUCAUGAUAAAGUGCUGGAUGCUAGAUGCGGACAGCAGGCCUGGGUUUAAGGAGCUGGCGGAGGAGUUUGCUAAGAUGUCUCGGGAUCCAGGCAGGUUUCUGGUCAUACCUGGAGACAAGCUCAUGAGACUACCUUCAUACACUACUCAGGAUGAGAAGGAGUUAAUCAGAAACCUCUCCUCCGCUAUCGGAGGCAAUGAGAUUGUGAUGGUUGCUGAGGAGUACCUGAACCCUGGGAGGGUGGCCAGCACCAACACCCUCAACACCCCUGUAGAUACACCCCUCCCCUCCACCCCCACACAGAAAUUUUUCCCGCCAAAUUUGCCUCCGCCCCCCUAUUCCUCACAGUCCGGCCUAGUUGGGACAACUCACAGAAGUUCCAGAUAUGGCUCAACGCCGGGCGUGAAUGAUGCAUUUUCAACUCUUGGAUCCAGAAGUCUCAGAUAUGGAUCAACAUUUUUCAGUCAAUCCUGUGAUCCCCUUAAACUACUCGAGGACGACCCCGACGGUAUGCCAGGACAUUCUGGGUACCCCAGCGGAAGUAUGUACAAUACGACCAGGUCCACCGCCACCAGCCGAUCUAACGGCCGGCAACACAAACCUCGGCCGCCGAAUGUUGCGCUUCCUGUCGACUCCGACGAUUACCUAGUCCCGUCCCCCCAGUCACCGCCCCCUGCCACGCCCAACACCAUCAACAACAAUAAGAAUCCCUACAUGGAUUUGAUCUCUGAUGGGAAGAGCGGGAUGUUUGUUUACCCUCCUCCGUAUCCGUACAUGCCGGAAGAUUUUCACACGAACUACGGUCGACUGGUCCUACCUGACUUUAUUCCUCACGGGAUGGUUAGCAUGGACAAUCCAGAGUAUAUUCUACAGGAGUCAAAGCGACGUGGAAUGUCUAAUUACCAAACCCUGGGUAUUCCAAUAGUACCCUCCCCUACCUCCUCCCUGCCUGCCCCGCCCUACACCUCUCUAUCCAGCACUGGCUCCUCGCACACCAACCAGACAGGGCUCAACGGAGCUAUCUCCGGGAGUAACCCGCGAAGCUCCGACGGAGAAUCCGAUCAUGAAUACUAUAACGAUCUGGAGAGGUUGCAACGGGAGAUGCAACCGUUGCACCAACCCCGAAAUGAAACGACAGUUUAGAUGUCGAGGGAUUAAACAAUGAACCGACGCUAGUGCGUCACUAAAAAGUGCCUUUUAAUCUUUCAAAGAUAGUGAAUAACGGAAGUUUGAUACUUUUUUCAAAAGUUUUUGUCAUCUCCGUAUGAACUACCAAUGGCAGGCGAAAACCUGCCUUUAAAAAGCUGUGAUAUUUAAGAUUAUUUUUAGCUCAAACAUGUUCUUCAGUAUUUAUACUUUAUAAUGUUUCCAACGUAGCGUAGUGCCAUAUAGAUACUAUAGGCAGUUUAUUCAGACAAUUUACAUGCAGACUCUCCUCAUCAUGUUUUAGAGAGGAUUUAUCUAAACAAAUACUAUCGUUUUGUUCAUAGUUAUUCUAUUCAUAUAUAGUAAAUAAAUGUUAGAUACAUUAAA
Eurytemora carolleeae is the source of this 5325-nucleotide messenger RNA. It is a transcript of the gene Egfr, whose product is annotated as epidermal growth factor receptor. The record is from RefSeq and is a predicted model, not a curated record. Gene Ontology annotation, molecular function: transmembrane receptor protein tyrosine kinase activity; ATP binding. Lineage: Eukaryota; Metazoa; Arthropoda; Copepoda; Calanoida; Temoridae. Gene Ontology annotation, cellular component: signaling receptor complex; basal plasma membrane. The transcript has 12 exons. The coding region runs from base 439 to 4935 and encodes 1498 amino acids. Gene Ontology annotation, biological process: positive regulation of kinase activity; multicellular organism development; cell surface receptor protein tyrosine kinase signaling pathway.